Molecule: messenger RNA, 3565 nt
Organism: Nerophis lumbriciformis (worm pipefish)
Lineage: Eukaryota; Metazoa; Chordata; Actinopteri; Syngnathiformes; Syngnathidae
Gene: kcnq2a
Product: potassium voltage-gated channel, KQT-like subfamily, member 2a
Biological process (GO): potassium ion transmembrane transport
Cellular component (GO): membrane; voltage-gated potassium channel complex
Molecular function (GO): voltage-gated potassium channel activity
Source: RefSeq, a predicted model, not a curated record
GAAGAGGAGGAGGCGCAGGACCCUGAGUGCGUGUCGGCAGCGCGCACUCCACACGAGAGAUGCGUCUUGAUGCUGUGGACCGCUCCUCGUCCCCGGACGUCCCCCGCCUUUGAAGCAUGGUGCAGAAGUCCCUCAACGGCGGGCUCUACCCCAGUCAGGCCGGCGAGAGGAGGCACAAGGUGGGCUUCGUGGGGUUGGAGCCCCCCGGGGGUCCCGAGUCUACCCGGGACGGGACGCUGCUCAUCGCGGGCGCCAAGCGGGGCGGCAGAGCCCGGAGCAGCGCCUCCGCCAAGAAGAACGCCGGUUACCGGAAACUGCAGACUUUCCUCUACAACGCGCUGGAAAGACCUAGAGGAUGGGCCUUCAUCUACCACGCUUACGUCUUCCUCCUGGUCUUCUCCUGUCUCAUUCUCUCCGUCUUCGCCACCAUUCGAGAGUUCAAGAAUAGCUCAGAGAGUGCCUUGUACAUCCUGGAACUGGUGACCAUCGUGGUGUUCGGCGUGGAGUACAUUGCCAGGAUUUGGGCGGCCGGGUGCUGCUGUCGAUACCGCGGAUGGAGAGGGCGGCUGAAAUUUGCCCGGAAGCCUUUCUGCGUCAUAGACAUGAUGGUGCUGGUGGCCUCGGUGUCGGUGCUGGCGGCCGGCUCGCAGGGCAACGUCUUCGCCACCUCGGCCAUCAGGAGCCUGAGGUUCCUGCAGAUCCUGCGGAUGCUGCGUAUGGACCGCCGCGGUGGCACCUGGAAGCUGCUGGGCUCAGUCGUCUACGCCCACAGCAAGGAGCUCAUCACGGCGUGGUACAUCGGCUUCCUGUGUCUCAUCCUGGCUUCAUUCCUGGUCUACUCUGUGGAGAAGGAGUCCAACAAAGAGUUUGAGACCUACGCUGAUGCCCUCUGGUGGGGACUGAUAACGCUUACCACCAUUGGCUAUGGAGAUAAGGUCCCCAAGACGUGGAAUGGACGCUUAUUAGCGGCCACCUUCAGUAUGAUCGGCGUGGCCUUCUUUGCACUUCCUGCUGGCAUCCUUGGUUCUGGUUUUGCCCUCAAAGUCCAAGAGCAGCACAGGCAGAAACAUUUUGAAAAGAGACGCAACCCUGCAGCGAGUCUCAUUCAAGCUGCUUGGAGGUUUUAUGCAACCAACCUGUCCCGCACAGAUCUGAUGUCUACCUGGGACUUCUAUGAGCAGACUGUGGCUGUGCCAGUCUACAGAAUAAUUCCACCUCUGAAUCAAUUGGACCUGCUGAGGAAUCUGAAGGGGAGGUCCUUCAGGAAGGACUCGCAGACCGAAAGCUCUCCCAGUCGGAAGGCGAGCCUGAAGGACAAGGUGUUCCCCAGUCCUUCCAAGACUCCUUUGGCCAAAGGGAGAGACCAGUCUCCCGUGCCAGAAGAUGGCGCCGAUGCGAGCCCAGGCAAGUUCUCCAAGAGCUGGAGCUUCACAGAGAAGAACCGAGGCGGGCCUAAGCAUUCUUUCAGAGUCAGGGGGAGCGCCUCACGUCAAAACUCUGAGGCAAUUGAAGGUUUAAUAAAGGCCAGCUUCCCAGGAGAGGACCUUGGCGACGACAAGAGUUGUCACUGCCAGUUUGUUACGCAGGAGUUGCCGCCAGGCUUGAGGGUGGCCAUACGAGCAAUAUGCGUCAUGAAGUUCUUGGUGUCCAAGAGGAGGUUCAAGGAGAGCCUGCGGCCGUACGACGUGAUGGACGUGAUCGAGCAGUACUCUGCAGGACACCUGGACAUGCUGACGCGGAUCAAGAACCUGCAGUCCAGAGUGGACCAGAUCGUGGGCAAAGGUCCGAAAUGGGAAGCGGAGGCGGCAGAGGACCAGAGCAUGAUGGGACGUCUAGUCAAAGUGGAGAAGCAGGUGGUCUGCAUGGACAGGAAGCUGGAUUUUCUGGUCCACGCGUAUAUUCAGCGCAUGGGCAUCCCUCGCUCCGAGACUGAGGCCUUUUUUAACUCCAAAGAACCGUACCCGGCCCCGCCUUACCACAGCUCGGAGGAGAAGGAGGAGCUUGUGGAAGCGAAAGUGUUCUCAGGCAUGGAUUACCAGUGCACCAAAGAGCCUUUGUCGGACGCCUCAGGGUCGGCGGGUACGCCGCCGGGCAGCCGGCCCUCCACGUCGUGGCAGCACCAGCGGCAGCACCCCGUCACCCAGCCGGCCUGGAGCAGCAGCAUGGCCAACACGCCCGAUUCCCCACCGCCGUUUCGCCUCCCGCCGCCGCCGCCCCACGACCGCACCAGUCAGGAGAGCGGCUCCCUGAGCAGGAGGCGCAGCCGCAGGCAGAGGCGGCGUCCGCAAGAGGGCGCCAACGCCGGCAGCGACACGUCCCUCUCCAUCCCGUCGGUGGACCACGAGGAGCUGGAGCGCUCCUUUAGCGGAUUCAGCAUCUCUCAGGCCAAGGAGGACUUUUUCGGCCCGUCUUUCUUUUCAGGCGGGGGAGGAGGCGGCGCUGCCGCCGCAGCAGGGGCCAAACCCGGAGCCCCAUCUCCACUCUGCGCCAAGGUGAGACCUUUCUUAGCCGAGGGCGAAUCUGACACAGACUCAGACCUCUACGCCCCCUCACCUCUGUCCUUCACCGGCGACAAAGUAUGGCCUCCGCACAAGUAGCUCCGCCCACUGUGACCCUCAAGACAAUGACGUGACAUGACGUCAUCUUCGUCGGUGAGUGUUUUUUUUUUUCAGUCACUGGUUUUUCCGUUAUGGCGCAUCUGAAGCGCCGAGAAAGGAUUAGCUCGUUUGCAACCUUUUUCCCCAAAACGACUCCUGUGAAAGUUUUUAAACAAUACUUCAAGUACUCCAACAUAUCACAGCAUCCUUUUGAGCCACGGUAGAAAUGUACUACAAUGUGCCCCCAAACACAAAAUGACGGAUUCCUACUCUGUGGAGCAGGAAGUAGCCUGCUAGCUUAAAAAAAAUUGAGAGAUAAACAAUAGAUGCUCUUUCAAUAUUUCACUUCACUUACACAUUUAAUAACCAUUUGUCUCUGUUUGAGUCAAGUCAAAAACGUUCCUCUUACUCUAGACUAAAACUUGUUUUGUUAUAUAUCAACCUCUACAAACCAGUAAGUAGCACGUUAGCAUAAAAUAAACAAACACAAAUUAAACACUGCAAUGUUUUUUAUUUUGCUAAAUUAUUUUUUUCUCUCUAUUUUAUACUGUUUGAGUCAUGAAAAUAAUUUUGCUGACUGACAAAAAAUGUUUUAAGUCUUUACGCAUGUUAACCAGGAUGUAGGCUGCUAGCUAAAGACAUACAGAGAAGCAUAAACAAAGGCGAUCCAAGAUUAUUUGUGUUUUAGUGGCGGAAUUUAUUUUCUGGCUUUGGAAGUUUGAGUCACAAUGAAAACAUUUAUUUUGUUAAGAUAGAAAAUGUUCCCUCAUGCUUGAAUAGAAAAAAGUUUUUUUUAAAAACAUGUCGUUUUAUUUAUCAACUUCUGUGAACCAGGAAGUAGCCUGCUAGCAUAAACAAAUGGACACAAAUUGGACACUUAUUUAAAUUUUAACAUUUUCUCUAUACGUUUUGCCAGUUUGAGUCACGGAAAUAAUUUCCAUUGUGUUGGAACGAGAAAAAAAAGUCCC